GUUUAUCUUCCUUCUUGGCAACAGUUCAGCUUUCCAUUGGUGUUUUGCUGUAGUCAGCUGAGAAGACAGACAUUGAGAUCACUUCCCAGUUGUUUCUGGGUGUCUCUAGUAUUCAUCAGCCUCUUUUUGCUGUCCUAUGUUGCUAUGAGGAAAGGAGUCAGCAAUGACUGAUGUGGAGCCCGUGGUCACAGAUUUUGCAGCAUCAGGACGGGCAGGCCGCCGAAACGCCUUACCAGAUAUCCUGGGCUCUCCUGCUGGUGCUGGGACUUCAGACCUGCCACACAAACUGGCCGAGCUCUCUGUUUCAGAAGAUGCAGGAGCAGAGGGUGGAGAAGUGUCAUCAUCCAAAGCCUUGCUGGAAAGUCAAGAGGCGGAAGGAAAAUGCAGUGAUUCCUAACACUUAAGGACUUUUGGGUUCAUGAAUCCCAUCAACAGACUUCCCAGUUUCCCUGUGUCACCCCUUCUGAAGUGUGGUAGCAACUUUAGCAGCACAGACAUGACUUUGCAACACACUUGUACCUAGAUGAUUAUGUGGAUGGCAUACAAUUCUUUCUACUGUCAUCCUUCAAAAGCAAUGUUCUGCAUAUCCAAACAGGAAGAGAACUAAAGAAUGUAUCUCUUGUUUUCAGUUUCCUCUCUUGUUUUGGUUAUAGUAUUCAUCCUAACUGAUCUUCUUUGACAGAUUCAAUUAAUAUACCUACCAGCAAUUAAUUAUUGUUUCAAAAUAAAAAUCCUGUUUCUUAAUUUCCCAAGCCAGCUUCUUUUUCCCUGACACAGAGGUGUGUUCCCUCCCUGUAACGUGAUAUUAAGUAUAUAUUAGAUUACAGACAUUAUCUGUAAUUUAUCUCCUGAGAUUUUUGUUCUCAUUAGACAAAUGUAGAUGGGUAUGAGAAAAAAAAUAAUUACACAAAAUAAAAUUUUCUCCUACUCCUGUUGCUGAAAGGUUGCAUAAACUACUAAACAUCAGCAUUUGUUUUCAAACUCUCCUUACCCCUGUUUAAUUAUGGCAGAUCAUCUCAGUUCUCCCUCUCUUUGCCAUCUCACCACUUUGGCCAUUCAUUUUCAUGCUGAAUAUUGUAGCUGUUCAUGCGUAUCUAAAGUAAAGUAGGUAUGUUUGUAUAUGAUGAAUAUUAUUUGAUCUCACUGUGGAAAUUAAAUAUCUAUCAUCUUUUCUGUCUUCAGUUGAUUUCUUAAUGUUUCGCCUGUAGGACAAUAUUUAAAGCCCAAUAAUACAUAUAUCUUUUAUUUCAUCUGGAUUUUGCUUUGUUGUUUGCUGAUAGUGAAGAUGUUUCAAUCAUUGUGAUUUUACAAACAUUUUAGGCAAAGUUUUUUCUCUACUGAAAGGACUUGUUUUGUUUUAGAGAUCAUGCUUCUGAAAAUACUUGGCAUUCAUUCCCUUAUUAUAGGGGUUUAAGAUUCAGGUACAGACAUGAACGAUUCCUUGGGCAGCAGCCACUUACGUACAUCAUGAAAACAGGAAGCAUCUUGGAUGGGUACAUCCCACAUGUGACUGGUAUUCCAUCUAUGAAAUAUUUGUGUUACCUAAACCUGGCAGAGAGCUUGUAAGAGCUCAAGAGAGCUUAUUAGGCACAACUUUCAUUCCUACUGUGCAUUUACUCAUACCCUGGCUUUUGGGGACCAUUCAAUAAAGGAUCCAGUUUAAUUCACCUAAACUGACAAUUAGUUCCCUCCUCUUAAACCUGUUUUCAUUUAACAAAUGCAACAUCCCAAUUUUUUUUCAGAUUUUCAAAGGUAAAAUAACUUACUCCACUGGAUCUAAACAGGUGGCUUAAGAAAGUCUGAGAUGCUGAACUAGCUGACACUGGAGGACCAGAGCUGAAAACCACAGUGGAGAGGGACUAGGAGGUAACUGUAUUUGUGGUACACAUGCUUGUUCUGGGUUGCAGUCCCAUUCUCCUAUAGCAGCCUCCUUUAUAGCAUCACAGUACAUAUAUUGGUAAAUUAGAAGAAGCUGUGGUGAUCCCAUCAAAAUCAAGCAUAUGAGUAUUACUGAAACAUAAGUCCUUAUAUGCUUUGCUCUUCUGGGUCAUGGCCUAUAUUGAAUUCUGCACUUCGUUCACAGUUGCAGCACUGGAUAUGUUUAAGUUUCUUCUCUGAUACAAUACAAACAUUUAAAUUUGGGUUUCAGGAAUAGAUACUUUAGGUACUUUGUUAGUCUAAGCUAGUUUGAAAUUUUUUGCUAUUAAUACAUCAAUUAUGAACCAGCUGAAUUUAGCAAAUUAUACAUGUGCUAAAUUUUAUGUAAAAAAACCCCAGUCUAUAACUAUAUACAUAAAUGGCAUUAACUGCUCACAAAUGUAUAGUUUACGACUAGUCAAGAAUGCUCAACACACUGCGUAAUUUAUUGUAAGCACUCAGGUGUUUGCUUUGUACUUGAGUACUUGAAUGAAUUUGAAUGUACUUGAAUGAACCUGUCAAUAAAAAUAUGUUGCAUAGAAAGAAGAAUUUUAGCAGCAAAUUUGGAAAAAACACCGUAUUAAAACCAAGAUUUAAAAUGCAAUAUAAUUAAAAGCUGGAUGAACAUUUUAAAAAUAUCUGUAAUAUGUUAUAUGUGUAUUAUCUAAUUGCACAUUAACCAAGUUACAAACACAGAAAUGCUUCUUUGCCAUGUGCAUGUACCGUUUGUGUCUAAACAAGUAUUAAUCUAGACUGCAUGAGACAUUUCUUUAUUAGUUAGUUGUAGCAGUAGGAAUAUUUAGUUAUGCCUGGAUUUUACCAAAUUUCUCCAGUUCUGAGCCAAAUGCAUACUUCUGAACUUGUAUAAACUGACUCACAAAUUGACUGAUGUGGGAGACAUUGUACCACAUAAACUUUGGUCUUUGGAGCAGAGUUUAUUUGUUGUGCAUGAUUAUUGACUCAGGCAGAAGGGAACUCACCCCUUUAGGCCUGUCUGGGGGGCUUUAUGGUAUGCUGUCCAGUACUCCGGGGCUUGGGCAGUUA
Hirundo rustica (Barn swallow) is the source of this 2961-nucleotide messenger RNA. RefSeq names its product cAMP-dependent protein kinase inhibitor beta (gene PKIB). NCBI's taxonomy places the organism in Eukaryota, Metazoa, Chordata, Aves, Passeriformes, Hirundinidae. Gene Ontology annotation, molecular function: cAMP-dependent protein kinase inhibitor activity. The coding region runs from base 164 to 397 and encodes 77 amino acids. The record is from RefSeq and is a predicted model, not a curated record. Gene Ontology annotation, cellular component: cytoplasm; nucleus. The transcript has 3 exons. Gene Ontology annotation, biological process: negative regulation of cAMP-dependent protein kinase activity.